This is a messenger RNA of Dentiscutata erythropus, 275 nucleotides long. The record is from the annotation of a GenBank genome assembly. NCBI's taxonomy places the organism in Eukaryota, Fungi, Glomeromycota, Glomeromycetes, Diversisporales, Gigasporaceae.
UAGAUUGGAAGAGGUAUAACCCAAAUGAACAUUUCUGGGAGCUGGCAGAAAAUGUUAUAAAUAUACAAGAAGCUAUUCAAAAGUUCUAUCAGCAGUAUCUAUCUAAGCCUAAACCACAUUUUGCUAAGAAAAACAAAGAUAGAAAACCAAAGAGAAAUGGUCUUGAGGAGGAGAUAAUGUUACGGUCUAAGCCUCUAACCCAUGACCAACCAAGCCUCGAGUUUGUGAUCUGUAAAAUGGCCCAUGAUCUAAGUCCCGAACUACCAAGUUUGUAA